GACCCCCCUGACACCGGUAGUGACGCUAACAAUGGCGUCCUCCGCUGCCCGGCUCACUGCACGCCUGCUAACAGCUUCUUCUGCACACCGCAGCGGUCGAUUCUUGAGAGUCCCCAGCAGACAUGCAGGAGUCUGUGCAGAGACGAUAUCACAGACUCACCGGGGAGGGACAGCAGCUAGCUUUAGCUCCUGGACACACGGGCAUGUCGUGACAUUGAGAGGGCUGACAGGUACAAGAUGUCCCUGUGGCACAACCAGCUACUCUUUUCAUACCAGCAGCCAUCGGGCAAACAAAGAUGACUUUUAUCAAGUCUUGGGUGUCUCCCGUACUGCGACACAGAAAGACAUCAAGAAGUCGUACUACCAGUUGGCGAAGAAGUACCACCCAGACACAAACCCAGAUGACCCGGAGGCCAAAGAGAAGUUUGCCAAGCUGGCUGAAGCCUAUGAGAUUCUGAGUGAUGAGGUGAAGAGGAAACAGUAUGACACAUACGGAGCGGCCGGCUUCAACCCGAACCGGGCUGGGCAGAGCCAGCAGCAGCACUACUACAGGGCAGGGGGGGCCAACGUAGACCCCGAGGAGCUCUUCAGGAAGAUCUUUGGAGAGUUUUCUGGAGGAAUGGGCUUUGGAGACAUCAACAACAUGUUCGAGCAAAGACCUGAGUUUGUGAUGGAGCUGACCUUUUCAGAGGCAGCUAAGGGUGCCAGUAAGGAUCUGAAUAUAAACAUUGAUGACAGCUGCCCCAGGUGUGACGGAAAGGGCAGCGAGCCGGGCACUAAGGUGUCUCAGUGUCAAUAUUGUAACGGCACUGGCAUGGAGUCGGUCAAUACGGGUCCUUUCAUGAUGCGCACCACCUGCAGACGCUGCGGGGGGAAAGGGUCAAUCAUAACCACACCCUGUGGGCUAUGCCGGGGUUCAGGUCAGAUGAAGAAGAGGCAGACUGUCUCUGUACCUGUGCCUGCUGGAGUGGAGAACGGUCAGACGGUGCGCAUGUCUGUAGGAAAGAAAGAAAUCCUCAUCACAUUCAGGGUGCAGAGAAGUCCAGUGUUCAGGCGCAACGGAGUGGACAUCCACUCAGAUGUGAUGAUCUCCAUAGCUCAAGCCAUCCUGGGGGGAACAGCCACGGGACAGGGCCUCUAUGAAACCAUCAGUAUGGUGAUUCCUCCGAGUUGCCAGGCGGAUCAAGUGAUCCGGCUUCAUGGGAAAGGCAUUCGUAGGAUGAACAGCUACAGCUAUGGAGAUCACUAUGUUCACAUCAAAAUCAAAGUACCAAAGAAGCUGACUCGUAAGCAGCGCUCUCUGCUGCUCAGUUACGCUGAAGAGGAGACGGACGUUCAGGGGUCGGUCAACGGCGUCACUCCUUCUGCAAGUAAAGCAGGGGGCAGCAGCACUUCAGGUUCUGGUGCAAAGGCGAGCAGCUCAGAGGAGGGACAGGACACACAGAAACAGCAGCAGCAAGAAGAAGAAGAAGGCUUCUUCUCCAAACUGAAGAAGCUGUUUAGCUGACAUGUUCAACAGGUGGAAACCCUCAGUAAACACGGUGAAGCAGGAGAAAGAAAUCUGCUGACUGGCCUCCAUGCUGUCUCCUCCCGCUUUGAGGAUUGAGCGAGGAGGACGAGGACGAGCGAGGCAGAGUGGUAGCAGUGUUGACACAGUCACACAUUGUUGAAGCUGCUGUUGGCAAACAAACCACGCAGACGCCAAGUUCACCCACGCACGCACACACACACACACACACACA
This is a messenger RNA of Notolabrus celidotus (New Zealand spotty), 1742 nucleotides long. Its product is annotated as dnaJ homolog subfamily A member 3, mitochondrial-like. Lineage: Eukaryota; Metazoa; Chordata; Actinopteri; Labriformes; Labridae. Gene Ontology annotation, biological process: negative regulation of apoptotic process; response to heat; protein folding. The record is from RefSeq and is a predicted model, not a curated record. Gene Ontology annotation, molecular function: ATP binding; heat shock protein binding; protein kinase binding. The transcript has 12 exons. Bases 32 to 1507 code for a protein of 491 amino acids. Gene Ontology annotation, cellular component: mitochondrion.